Episyrphus balteatus (marmalade hoverfly) is the source of this 2467-nucleotide messenger RNA. RefSeq names its product arrestin domain-containing protein 17-like. The transcript has 4 exons. Gene Ontology annotation, cellular component: cytoplasm. The record is from RefSeq and is a predicted model, not a curated record. Bases 298 to 1728 code for a protein of 476 amino acids. Gene Ontology annotation, biological process: protein transport. NCBI's taxonomy places the organism in Eukaryota, Metazoa, Arthropoda, Insecta, Diptera, Syrphidae.
CACCGAAACUGUUGGAUGUGUCUAACACAUUCUUGCGUUCGGCGUUUCGUUUUGUUACUUUGUUUUUUAUUUAUUGUUUAUUUUUACCGACAAACCGGCAUCGGCAUACUGCGGCGCGGCGGCAGCAAGCAAACCAGACCAAGCCAUUCCCAAACUUUAAUACAAAAAUAGUCGUCUCUAAGCGUUUAUAGAGGUCAAUUGUUAUAGAGCUCGUUGCUCUUUUCUUUAAUCUUUUAUGUAUUUUUACGCAAAAGAUACUUACUUAUAAAUUCAAAUAUUUUUUUAUUUUGUGAAAAAAUGCCGUCAUCAUGUGCUUUUAUGUACGAUCAUCCAGAUGCGGUGUAUUACAGUGGAGAUGUUCUAAAUGGAAAAAUAAUAUAUACAACUGAUAAAGUGAAAAAUGUUCGGGGAAUCUAUAUUACAAUCAAAGGAUCUGCAAAAGUACGAUGGACAGAGACAAAAAGCCGACACAACAGCAAUACCAAUAAAACCGAACAUUAUACAGUCGAAUAUAAAGGAGAUCGUAAAUACUUGCAUUCAGAAACCAUGAUCGUUGGAAGUAUGGAUCUUCCAAUCGGUACUCAUGAAUACACUUUUAGUACUCCAUUGCCACCACAAAUUCCUUCGUCAAUAUCUGACGAAUACGGUCAUGUUUCUUACGAAGUUGAAUUGAAACUGGACCGUCCCAUGCGUAUUGACGACGUCUAUACUAAUUGUUUCACUGUUAUUCAUCCAAUUAAUCUCAACUAUGAUCCAUCAUAUUUACAAGCAGUUAUUGACACAGAACAAAAAAAUUUCUGUUGUUUCUGUUGCGAAUCGGGGCCUUUGAAUUCAGAGCUACGCACACAAUUUGGUGGAUACGCCCCUGGACAGAAGCUACAUUUCACUGUAACACUUGAUAAUGAAUCCGAUAGAGAUAUCGAAGAGUGUUCUGUCGAACUUGUUAGGAAAACCUCAUUUCAUAGUGAUUCACCUGAACAUAAGGAAAAGAAAUCCAGAACUGUUAUUUCAACGUUGGAAUUACCGGGUGUGACUAGAUUUUGUAAGAAAUUACAUGAGGGAUCAUUCACGAUUCCCCCUCUUCCUCCAUCAACUGUUGGUUCUGAUGAUAUUAUUAGAGUGUACUAUUAUUUAAGAGCUGAAGUUGAAACUGGCUGUUUUGCCAACAAUGAAAUUUUGCAUGCUGGUGUUACGAUAGGAACUGUUCCGCUUAUUGCUAGUGCCACCAAUCCCGACAGUGUGAUUACUGUUCAACCUACAGCACCAGUUGAUACAACAGGUGAAGGAGGUGAUUUGCCACCUCAAUAUGGAUCAGUUGUUCCACCAUCAUUUGAAGAAGCUACAGGAAUGAAUAAACCAUUUGUGGAUGCCGAAGCCGAUGAGCAUCGUGUGCUCGAUCCAUUCGUUCCUAAAUAUCCUGUUUAUCAUAAUUUUGCUACACCAUCAGCUCCAGGAAUUGAUGAUCAACAACCUUUAACAAAAGAAGCUGAAGCUAUGCAAUCUGCCAAUGCAACUCAAGCAUCAGCACCACUUGCAACAGAAGAAGCGCCACCAUAUCCUUCUUCAACGGGACUGCCUUAUCCAUCUGCAAAUGUAACAGCGUUUCCUUCACUUCCUUAUCCUGCUGCAGGUUUUAAUGGGAUGCCCAUACCCGGAUCAGCUUCAAGAGUUAUAAAUUCUGUUGAAAACCAGGAAGGCUCCAAUAUUGGUUGGCAACCACAACCUUGAACUUAAAACAAGACAAACUUGCAUUUAUUGAACAUUAGAUUUUCUCGGUUGGAAUGUUUUACUUAUUUGUAUAGGUAUCUCAGGUAAAAUUGAACAAAGUAAAUUUAUAAGGUUUUUGAAAUUGACAGUUUGUGAUUUUUUGUCUGAGAGGAGGAGCCCCACAGAAAAUUUUUGGAAGAACACAGUGUUUAGGUUGGUAUUUUACCAAUUAAUUUAAAUAAAAUUGUUAUAAUGAGGAUGAGGUGUACAUAUUGAGCUCAUCAAGUAUAAAAUGUACAGUUUUCAUGAGAGCUAUUAUCCAAGCAAUAUGAUAGUUAAACGAGUUUGAGUUAUGGACGACGAAAUUUCCCACUGACAGGCUACUUGUGGUUAAAAAAAUAAUGAAAAAAUUAUUUGAUUUGGAAAAAUCAAUGGAAAACAAAGCAUUUUGGCGGUAAAAAAUGACAAAUUGAAAUUAAAAUUAUUCCAUGGAAACUUUUUUUCUUAAGGCCAGCUAUGAACUCGGACAACAUUGCCAAAUAAAUUGAGAUCAGAAGUUUACAUCACUAUAUUUCAAGAAACAGACAUUUUUAAAACAGAAUUAUAAUAGGUAUACCUAUAGUAUUUUACCAUUGAUUAUAAUUAUAAUUAUAGGGGCGCUACCGCUUUAUAGGAGUGUGUAUUCGAUAGCCGAAAAAUCCUUGAAAAGGAAUUUUUGGUUGCUAAGUUGAAAAGACAAUAAUAAAAAAUGCUAUUAAUA